ACCAUUGUCUGAAAUCAGACAAUAACAGCGAACAGAAGAAAAGAAGAUCAUCCUCAAAGACAUGGCUAUGCUGUAUAAUUUCAACAAUGUUUCUUUAUAUUCCAAAAAAUUCUCUGUAAAAAACCCCUCAAAGUCCCCCCUUUGCUUCAUCAAGCCCCACUCUUUAAACUAUCAUAAACCCAAGGUUUUUGAAGACAAACUUGAAAAGGGUUCAUUUUCAUUAAGUGAAACAUUUUCAAAAGCUGGCUUGCUUGCUCUUGUUUCAGCUUCCAUUUUAUUGGUAGAUCCUGCACUUGCUUUCAAGGGAGGAGGGCCUUAUGGAUCUGAAGUAACAAGGGGACAAGACUUAACCGGCAAAGAUUUUAGUGGCAAGACAUUGAUCAAACAAGAUUUCAAGACGUCCAUAUUACGACAAGCCAAUUUCAAAGGCGCAAAGUUGCUUGGUGCUAGCUUCUUUGAUGCCGAUUUAACAGGGGCCGACCUUUCCGAAGCCGAUCUUAGAGGUGUGGAUUUUUCUCUGGCAAACGUAACAAAGGCAAAUUUAAGCAAUGCUAACUUGGAAGGCGCACUUGCAACAGGGAACACAUCCUUCAAAGGAUCAAAUAUAACCGGUGCUGAUUUCACAGAUGUACCAUUGCGAGAUGAUCAACGAGAAUAUCUUUGCAAAAUUGCAGACGGGGUGAAUCCAACUACCGGAAACGCAACGCGGGACACAUUGCUUUGCAACUAGGUGAAAAUUCGAGAAUUGACACUGCGGCUGUUAUUAUUCGAGAUUUUAGCAAGGCUUGAGGUGAAGGGGAUAUACACUUGGAGUCUGAUCCUCCGGUAUUUCGGUAAAAACUAACAAUGAUUAGGUCUAAAUCUCACUUGGCAUACUAGGAUCCGAACCCCGUAUUUGUUGGACAGUUGCAUAAAGACCAACUGGAUUAAGUCCCUAGUUUUAUAGAUCUCACAUUGUUAGGUACUAUCGUUUGAUGGAAACCAAGUAAGAAAGUUUAUUUCCCGGUU
Gossypium raimondii (Peruvian cotton) is the source of this 1008-nucleotide messenger RNA. Its product is annotated as thylakoid lumenal 15 kDa protein 1, chloroplastic. The coding region runs from base 62 to 730 and encodes 222 amino acids. Gene Ontology annotation, cellular component: chloroplast thylakoid. The record is from RefSeq and is a predicted model, not a curated record. NCBI's taxonomy places the organism in Eukaryota, Viridiplantae, Streptophyta, Magnoliopsida, Malvales, Malvaceae. The transcript has 9 exons.